GGUUCACUGUCCAUUGGCCGUUUCCUAGCGAUAGGAAUUGCUAUGUACAUCAAGCCUCCUACUAUGAUGAUGAUUGAUCUGGUCGGAUGUCUUGUGUCUACGUUUUUCAUGUUGAUAUUUGAGCGAUACGAGACUGCACUCUGGCUUGGUACUACAGGCGUUGGAUUAUUCAUGAGUAGUGUCUUCCCGACAAGCAUUGCUCUAGCGGAGCAUUAUAUAGAGAUAACAGCACCUGUAACAAGUAUAAUGAUUGUUAGCGCUGCUUUGGGUGAACUGUUUCUUCCUCUCCUUGUUGGCCAGGUGUUUGAACGACUUGGUCCUGUCAGCUUUUUGGCCAUCGCUUUCUGCGCAUGUCUAUUGGCUUUACUCAUUUUCAUUUUAUUGAGAACAGUAGAAGAACAAGAUUGGUUUGGUUUCAUCUGGUUUGUUUGGUGUGGCCAACCACCCAGUUCCGCCACAGACAACCCUGCUUCUCCUAAUGUAGAGACGGGUAAAACACCGGUUAUCAACACAGUAGAAAUGAAUGUACAAGGAUAAUAAUAACCAUAGAUCACGUGAUUGAAUCAGCCAAUGGAAGACCUGCUUCAGCUAAUGUAGAGACGGGUAAA
Molecule: messenger RNA, 608 nt
Organism: Actinia tenebrosa (Australian red waratah sea anemone)
Lineage: Eukaryota; Metazoa; Cnidaria; Anthozoa; Actiniaria; Actiniidae
Product: sodium-dependent glucose transporter 1B
Molecular function (GO): D-glucose transmembrane transporter activity
Source: RefSeq, a predicted model, not a curated record